AUGACUAUCUUUGAUGAAGAUGUGACGAUCACUCCGCCUCUUGCCACCCGUACCAACUCAACUGCGGAAUACGAAAGCUUCAGCAUGUCUAAUACCACCGCGUCAAACAUCAUGAUAGGAUUCGACGAUUUCUUUCCUUCGUACUACACCGCUAUCAAGGGACAGAAGCCAGCCCUGCGAUACAAAAACUACCCCGAUGGACCCUCUUUGCGCAAGCUGGCAUUCAAUCCACUUCUGUUUCCCAAUAACGUCACUCACCACAUGGAGAGAUUGGCAACCGCCAUGACCAACGUCAUCCGAUCAUCUGUCAGCGUAGAGAUGAUUUCGGGCGAUGCUCUAUCUCCACAAAGCAUCAUUGCUAUACAGUGGGAGUGGCUCAGUUUCCCAUUCCUGUUACUCCUCCUGUCCCUGAUCUUUCUGGUCUUGACGAUCAUCAAAACCGCAAGAGACACGGGAACGGGUGUUUGGAAGACAUCGGUCAUGCCGACUCUCAUCUAUAGUCUGCCCAAGGAGACUCAGGGUCAAUUCCAGGAACCAUCAACUUGGCACACUGCGAGGGAUACGAAGAAGGUUCGCAUCAGGCUGCUGCCAAAGUCGGUGCGUCGCCCCAAAUACCGCAUCCUGCUGUGCAAGCACCACGUGGCUGGAUUUGACAUGCACUGCCUUGAGCUGUGGAAAGAAUAA
This is a messenger RNA of Alternaria viburni, 684 nucleotides long. RefSeq lists its product as uncharacterized. Bases 1 to 684 code for a protein of 227 amino acids. The transcript is spliced from 2 exons. The record is from RefSeq and is a predicted model, not a curated record. Lineage: Eukaryota; Fungi; Ascomycota; Dothideomycetes; Pleosporales; Pleosporaceae.